GGAGCAGUGUCAGUGGAGUAGAGGUGGAACUUGACAAACCCGCACAUCUUGACACAUCCCGAUGCGUCCUGAUGCAUCCCUCCGCGCGCAUUCACUGGGCUGCUGUCACUUUCACACCGCUUUAUCACUGACCGCGUGAAAUCGCGACUUUACACUCGCGAUCGACGCGUCGCGACGCGCGGUACGGUAUUUUCGGUGCGCGCGUAUGUGUGUACAUGUAACAUGUCAGAUCUCGUGGAGAAUCAAGUUCAAUUGCUGCUCGCCGGACAAGCGUUAGAGAACGAUGACAUAUGCAGUGUACACACUCUCGCGAGUGACACGACAGAGAAAGAAAGAUUUGAUACAGCUGAAUCAAUGUACAGGUGCAAAAUCAGGUCAACUAACAGCACACGUUCCCAUCUGCUCGAAGACGGUGACGUACAUAGUCGCCGCUGUUGUCAUAAAUGACCAGGGCGAGGUGUUGAUGAUGCAGGAGGCGAAGGCCUCCUGCACCGGCAAGUGGUACCUGCCAGCCGGUCGGGUGGAGAAGAACGAGAAUCUCAUAAGCGCCGUGAAGCGGGAGGUCUUGGAGGAGACGGGCCUGGUGAUAGCGCCGACGACUUUAAUACUGGUGGAAUGCGCGAACGGCACGUGGUUUCGCUUCGUGUUCACCGGGGACAUAGUCGGCGGUACGCUCAAGACACCCGAUCAGGCGAACGAGGAGUCGCUGCAAGCGUGCUGGGUGCGAAACAUAGACGACCUGCCGUUGAGGUCCAACGACAUUCUGUAUCUCCUGGACCGAGGCAAAAGUUACGUUUCAAAUAAGACUGUUCCCCAACAUCCUCAUUUGAUGCCUGUGAUCAAGCCGCAUGCGAAACUAACGCUGAGAUUAGUAGUCACAUCUAAAAAGAGGGCGACGAACAGAUUACAUGUGCUCAUAUCUGAUACCGAAAAAUAUAAUCCACCAAUUUGUGAACUUAAUCCAAGUCGUAGUUUACUGUCUACUCUGCAUAGCUUUAUGAUGGAAAUAUUUGGAAACGACGUAGCGCCGCACAAGCCACAUGGUUUACUGUCUGUAGAAUUUAGUGGUGGACAAGGAGGAGAUGGUCUGUGCUUAACGUUACUGGUAUCCUUCAAAUUACCAUUGGAAGACGUGCCUAUAAUCGGGAAAUACAUCUGGCAUGAACUUUCUGAAAAUGUAGCAGAAAGUCUCGCAGCCCGUCUGCCAAGGAACAUGACUGUCCCUCUGAAGGUCGUACGUUAAUGCACGUUCGUACAUUGCAUACGAAUGUUUUAUUAAGCAACUAUUUUGCUUGACGAAAGUGAACGGUACAACAUACAAGAGAAUUUUUUCUACUAAAAUCAAGUUUAUAACGUUAACAUUAUAGUUACCCUAGUCUACACCAAUGACUUAAUAACAGAUAAUUAAUACAUCUCAGAUAACAUUCCAUAUUUUUAUCUAAUAUAAAUAAGCUAAUAAUUAAAUGACGAAACUGAAGCAUUAAUCUUAGAAUAGUAACAUAUAUUGGGAUCAAAUUUCUCUUCUUAAAAGUUUAAUCUAUUCCCAGCAUAAAAUGAAUAUAAAAUUGUAAUGUAUUAAACGGCAUAGAUACAAUAAUAUAAUAGUAUAAUGUACAAUAAAAAUU
Molecule: messenger RNA, 1625 nt
Organism: Wasmannia auropunctata (little fire ant)
Lineage: Eukaryota; Metazoa; Arthropoda; Insecta; Hymenoptera; Formicidae
Product: 8-oxo-dGDP phosphatase NUDT18
Exons: 4
Coding region: 284-1243 (319 amino acids)
Molecular function (GO): 8-oxo-dGDP phosphatase activity; magnesium ion binding; 8-oxo-GDP phosphatase activity
Source: RefSeq, a predicted model, not a curated record